ACUGUUUUUUGAUCCUCAAGCUCAAUUAUCUAAUUCCUAACCAUUUUUGUGAUCAAAGAAUUUACAAAGCACAAGUAGAAAAAAGUCUAUUUGUUUCGAGUUAUUAACUCGCUCAAUAUUUAAAAAAACUUUGUCAUUUCUUGUUCACUAGUGUUAUUAAUUGCUCGUGUUUUUUUUUUGUGUGUGUAUAAACACAAGGCACGAGCAACAAAUUUUUAAUUAAACAAGAACCAUGUCUAUAAACGUGCAAUCAGAAAGAACACGCGAUUUUUGGAGAUCAAGCCUAAUCGCGGCCUCAAGAACCGCCUUAGCAUGUAUUAUAGUAGGUUGCAUAACCCUUUAUGGCCCUACCUCAAUCAAGAAACAAGUUGCUUUUCCGGCAUUUGCCUAUGUCGCGAUGAUUCUUAUCGUCACCAAUGCCACCCUAGGAGACACGAUUCGAGGUCUUUGGCUUUCGUUUUACGCUACCCUUCAAACAGUUUGCCCAGCUAUCCUUUGUCUCUGGAUCAUGGGACCCACUAGGCUCACCACAGCCUCAACAUCCUUGGUGUUGGCUAUAGCUUCUUUCUUUAUUGCCUUGCCAAAAUCAACCCAUGUUGUGGCUAAAAGGAUUGCUUUAGGCCAACUUGUUAUAAUAUAUGUAGUUGGAUACAUUAACGCUGAACAAAUACAUCCUAUCAUGCAUCCUGUCCAUGUUGCUGCUAGCACUGCUGUUGGUGCUUUGGCUUGUUUCUUGGCCAUGUUGCUACCUUUCCCUCACCUCGCUUCAUCUCAGGUGAAAACAAACAGCAAGUUAUUUGCAGAGAAUGCGACAGAGAGGCUCAAGCUAUAUGUGAAGGCCUUUUGUGCUGAAGACACUACAUCUUCACAAGCAUUGAUCUCUCAAGCCAAGUGCUUGUCAGUUAAAGCCAAGAAGUUUAUCCAAUGCAUCAAAUCGAAACAAGAAAGCAUGCAGUGGGAGAGGUUUUUGAUCAAGUUUUUCAGGCCUUACUGUAAGAACCCAGGUGACCGAUUUCAAGAAAUCGAAACACCACUAAAAGGGAUGGAAAUCGCGCUAAGUAACUCGCAAGUUCCUGUUACGAUAUUUGGUGAAGAAUUGAAAGAUGGGAUGGACAGAAUAGAAGGAGAAAUAAGCCAAAACUUGCAUCAACUCAGGAAACAUAUGCCUUGUGAAACACCAACUACUGUUCCUGAAUCUACUAAUGGACAUGUUAUGAACUUCCUUCAAAAACUCGAAAUUCUCCCUUCAAAUGAUAAGGAUUUACCCUCUUAUUUUUUCUUCUUUUGUAUGAAACUUCUACACUCUCAAUCAAGGGCCAUGACCAUUCACCCCAACCCACAAAAAAUCGACAAACAAACCCCACAAACACAAGCCCAACAACACCCAUCAAAUCAUAACAAAAAACACCCAGAUGGGCUUUCUUUGUCUUGGAUUUUAGCCAACUGGGCCACUUCACUGAACAAAGAAAGGCUACUAAUUGCACUAAACUGCUCGCUCUCAUUGGGAUUCGCAGUCUUAGUUGGGCUUUACUACAGUAAGCCCAAUGGGUUCUGGUCUGGGCUCCCUGUAGCUGUGAGUUUUGCAGCAGCUAGGGAAGCAACUUUCAAAGUUACCAAUGUUAAGUUCCAAGGGACAGUAAUUGGGAAUGUAUAUGGAGUUUUAGGCUGUUUUAUUUUCGAACGAUUUGUACAAAUAAGGUUCAUAGCCCUUCUACCUUGGUUCAUUUUCACAAGUUUUCUUCAACAAAGCAAAAUGUAUGGCCAAGCAGGAGCAGUCUCAGCAGUUAUAGGAGCAAUUCUGAUAUUGGGUAGAAGAAAUUUCGGUCCCCCAAGCGACUUUGCCAUAGCAAGAAUUGUCGAAACUUUCAUAGGCUUAUUCUGCUCAAUAAUCAUUGACAUCUUAUUACAACCUACUAGAGCUGCAUCCUUAGCCAAAAUUCAUCUAACCAAAACACUCGGUGCACUCCAUACCGCCUUCUCCUCUAUCGAUCUCCUUACAAUGUCUAAGGCCGAGUUACUUGAAACCACGAAAAGUAUCAAAAUACACCUCAAUGAGCUAGGAAAAUUCGUGGGUGAAGCCGAGGCAGAACCCAAUUUUUGGUUCUUGCCUUUUCAUACACAAGGGUAUAACAAAUUGAUGGGCAUUUUCACAAAAAUGAGUGAUCUUUUGGUGUUUGUAGCACAUGCUAAUGGAAUCCUAGAAGAACAAAUCCGAAGACUUGAUAUGAUGGGAUUUAAGGAUGAAUUGGAUAGAAUAAAUGUUGAUGUUAAACAUGUAGGGAAUGUGAUAGCAAAUAGUAUGAAAUCAUUCCAAGAGAUAGCUUGUAUUAAGUCAAUGUUAGUUCUUGAAAAGGACCUUACUAAAAGUGGAAAGACUUAUGAUAUUGAAUUGGGAAAGCCAAGUAAGGAUCCGAGGUUGGAUGAGAAAGAAAUCGCGAAGAAUAUAAAUGUGUUUCUUGAUCAUUUGAAGGAAGUGUUUGAAAAGAUUGAGUUACAUGAAGAUGAGACAGAGAUGAAGAGUCAGAUUGUGAUGAGUUUUAGUGCAAUUGGUUUUUGUUUAAGCAGUUUGAUGAAGGAAACUAAAGAGGUUGAGAAAGGAAUUAAGGAACUUGUUCAAUGGGAAAAUCCUACUAGUAAUGUAAAUCUUCAUGAAAUUUCAUGUAAAAUUCAUGCAUUAUAUGAUUGAAUUUUAAACAAUAAAAAGACUAAUUUUGUCUACAAAAAUGAAGAUAAAUUAGUGCAACUUUUUUUCAUGUAAAGCUUAUAAUAUUAUCCAAUAAGAAAAACUACAAUAGAUCAAUCCAAUCUUGGAAUGGUUACUACUAAGGGUGUUUUUUUUCACAAUAAAAAUGUAUAUUGAUGCUGAUUUAUUGAAAA
Molecule: messenger RNA, 2877 nt
Organism: Amaranthus tricolor (Joseph's coat)
Lineage: Eukaryota; Viridiplantae; Streptophyta; Magnoliopsida; Caryophyllales; Amaranthaceae
Exons: 3
Coding region: 233-2686 (817 amino acids)
Biological process (GO): transmembrane transport
Cellular component (GO): plasma membrane
Molecular function (GO): transmembrane transporter activity
Source: RefSeq, a predicted model, not a curated record